Prorocentrum cordatum is the source of this 2343-nucleotide messenger RNA. Lineage: Eukaryota; Dinophyceae; Prorocentrales; Prorocentraceae. The record is from the annotation of a GenBank genome assembly.
UUUUUUGGCUUGGUCCCCCAUCCGUCUUCGACUCCUGCAGCAACAUUUUGUUCUGGACCUGCAGGGUGCAUCGGGGGGGCCUCUGGGCGCCGAGUCCCGCGCUCGGCAUGGCUCCCAAGAAGAGCCCCAUGAAGCAAGCCGCCGCUCCCCAGCGGGUUGUUGGCGCCAAGGCCAAGGCGAUGCCGAAGCCAGCGUCCGCCCACAAAACUACGGUCGACCCUGCCCCGCCUUCGACACCCCAGCACGACAAGGUGGCGCGCGCUGAGAGCAGGGUGCUGAGCCAGCGCAGCAAGGAACGGGACUUGGAGGAGAAGGCGUCCAGGGCUAUCGAGGGGAAGUUCAGCAGCUACGAUCAGAUCAUCAUUCGCACGCGGCGCCGGGCCGACAGACUCACGCUGCAGACGGUGGUUGAGAAUGAGCUCUCGCGGCUCCAAGGCACCAGCAAAUACAUCAGCACGGAGUUUUGGAAAAAGAUGCAUGAUGAUUUUGAUUUGACCAGCCCGAUGUUCAGCAACCUGCCUCUCCCGACGGAGGACGCGGAUCCUGAGCAGGACUUGAUUGAUGCCUUGGCUCUGGCUCAUGACAGGUCGAAAGGUUCGAGGAGCAGCGAAGCCUUAGAGAGCUACCUUCGCCAUUCGAAGGCCUUGGAUCGCACGACGUUGCUUGUGUUACUGGGGGAGUCCCGAGAGGGCGUGGUCGUCCGCCGUGCCCAGAGCCGGGCGAUGUGCUUAGCGAUCUUGGGGCAUAUUGGUUCGAACUCGUUGGAUUCGCAGUUCCAGGACGCGUGGGGUGCCAUCAAGGAGACCAUGGAGGCGAUUCUCGUGGAGGCCAUCCGCGACAUGUUCGCGAAGGGUUACCAGCGGCAGUACGUCUUGAGGGCCUUCGAUGAUCACGCGCGGCUCUUCUGCGACGAAGGUUCCAUGGAGCGCGCGGAGGUGGCCCUGGAGGCGGCGCGGGCGAUUGCCCGCGAGGACGUGCAAGAACUCUUGGGCACGAAAAUCGGGAUUGAACUUUACAGGGCUGAGGCUGGCGACAUGAAGUACGACCUCUUCACGGCCAAUUGCGAGAGCAUGCUGGACGAGCUGGAGCACAACGACUACGCUGACACGGAGCUGGAAGGGUUCAAGAACCUCAUGGAUGCGGAGAUGCGGGACCUGGCGGUUUUCGGCUUCAAGACGUACCAGAAGAAGGAGUGCAAUCACGAGUUCCUGAUGGAGCGCUGCAAGGUCACGCUGGCGUCCCUGCGAGACGACUUCUGGUUCCGGCUGAUUGCUCGUGUCAAAAGCAUCGCUGUGAACAUUUUGGAGCUCCCGAGGCUCCCGCGGGAAGAGGUUCUUUGGGGGGGUGAGGGCCGAAUCCCCGGCGUGCCUGAGACGGUGAAGGUCCCGAUGCAGGUGUUGAAGAAAAACAAGAACGCUAGGGGGGCCCUCAUCUCGCUCAUGCCCCGCUCCGUCGCGCUGACUUUCGCCGAAAUGAGGGAUUCGGUGGCGAAGCACAAGGCGGAGUGCAUCCGCAUGUGCCCGGAUUUCGUCCACGAGGUCUCGUUUGCCAUGCAGCACGCAGAGGCUGUCGGCGAGCGCAUCUUUUCGGAGGGUGCGUUGGGGUUGAUGCCGAGCGAGCAGAGCCCCAAAGACCUCGCGGGCCUCGAGGGUGCGAUCGGGCAGCUGAGGCAGGAUUGCAAGGGCCGGCUCUGCCUCGCGCUCUCGAAGACCUUUCGAGAGGAGGUCACAGGCGCAGUGGAUUUCCUGACCAUGAUCCUCGACGGCGAGGGCCCGGGCGACAUCGCGCCCAUGUCCAGCCCCUUGCUUUCCCAGGUGGCGGACCGCGCGAAAUUCUUCUACGCGGUGCCAGCGGUCCAGAAGGGCCCCAGCUUAUUCAAGAAGAAGGAUCUUGUCGGUCGGGACGCUUGCCAGCAGGAUUGGGCCGACUUCCAGAAACUCGUCGCCGAUGGCGGAGACAUCGGCGCCGUCGCCCAUCGCCUUCGUAGUUUUAAGUGGCUGCUCACCCCUGCUGAGCAGGAGCAACUCAACAGCAGCAUCAAGGACCGCGUCAAACGUAGGAGUUCUGAGCUGAUGUCGUGCAAGGCUAUUCAGGACGGGGAUGCCGGGAGCGGCCCUCCCUCUAAGAAAGGGAGGGCCGCGGGCUCGAAGGCCCCGAGCGGGUCAGAGGCUAAACUGGUCACGGCGUCCCUGGCGCCUGCAGGCAAGAAGGCUGCUUGGACCCCUAGUUUAGGCAGCGGCGCUUCUAAGAAGGAGGUCGAGGCCGUCCAGGGCUCGAACGAUGCCUACAAGAGCAAGCUUAAGGCUCUUUUCAAAAAGAAGGCGGUGUAAAGGCCAAGUUGGG